This is a messenger RNA of Acanthopagrus latus (yellowfin seabream), 2861 nucleotides long. It is a transcript of the gene bean1, whose product is annotated as brain expressed, associated with NEDD4, 1. The record is from RefSeq and is a predicted model, not a curated record. The coding region runs from base 277 to 1038 and encodes 253 amino acids. The transcript is spliced from 5 exons. Lineage: Eukaryota; Metazoa; Chordata; Actinopteri; Spariformes; Sparidae.
GAGAGAGAGAGAGAGAGAGAGAGAGAGAGAGAGAGAGAGAGAGAGGACCUCCGGACUGGCUGAUCUGUGGGCUGCUGCUGCUGCUGCUGCUGCUGCUGUCAGUGAUGUGAGGCGACAUUCAGGAGCUGAUGAGCGUCCUGCUGCCUGCAUGUGGAGGACACACAUUUCUACAUCUUUGCAGCUACAUGUACAGCAGCACUGUGUGGUGGAGACCAGUUGAAGUUGGCUUCCUGCCUGUUGAGAUGUGCCAAUAGGAAACACUGUGAACAGGGGUUCAUGCUGAUGAAAUUGAUCUGCUCAGUGAGCUCCAACCAGAGCCAUGGGGAGUACCCAGACUGCCGGAGUGAGAGGGAGUCGGGAGGGGAGGCGUCUCUCCUGGUGUCUCCACUGGUGGUGGCGGGGAUCGUUAUAGGUUUGGUCCUCUUCCUCUCCUGCAUCACCAUCAUUGUCGGCAGCCUUCGCAAAGACAGUCGACUGCGAAACCCUCACCUCCGAGCGAGCUACGGUCUGGACGGUUUUUCCUACGGAGGUUCAGUAGGAGAGCUGAGAUCUACCUGCUUAGAGGACUUUCCUCCUGGUUUAGACUUCGAUUCAUACAGAGACACUCUGUCACAGAUCAACAACCUGUACCCCGACUCACCACCACGUUACGAUGAGUGUGUCGGCCCAGGAUCGACUCAGAUCUACAUCCCUACAGAUGACCCGCCUCCUUACUCCCUACUGGACCCCUUUCAGCGAGGGGCAGAGCAGGAGGAGCAGCCUGAAUACACCAGUCUGGAUCCGUCUCCAUACAGCGGAGAGACCUCGGCCAGCGCCGCCUGGCUCCCCCCCUCCCACUACCCUCUGGGACUGCAGGAGCAGGAGCCGCAACACAUCGCAUCCAUCUCCUUCCCGCUGGAAGCAGCGCCGCCUUAUGAGUCAGUGUUGGCCGAGCAGGGACAGCCCCUCCCCCUCAUGCCAUGUGACCUUUAUAAACACCAAUCAGAGAGGGGGGCCGAUGACAACUCCCCGCAGCCGGGAGCGAACCAGAUCUCAUAGGACGAUUCAUUUGUUUCUUUCACCUGCGCCGUCAGUCGUCCCCAGCUGAAUCGAACAAACACUUGCGAGGCUGGGGCACAAAAUGGCUGGUGGUAGCAGCUGUGACACCAAACAAAGGACAGUAAGUGAGAUGCACACCUUUUUCACACAGCUGCUUUACACCUAUUAAGGCUGAAAAUUUGCUGACAUCAGCUCCUCGGUGGACUGAAACUCAGCCAAGACUCCAGUUUUCGACAGUUUAACUCCAGUUUGUUUGUGGAUAAGAUUAAAACCCACCUGACUGCGUCGAUCUGUAAAGUCUCUGGAACGACGGCUGCGAAGAGCUCUGACGCUCCCUCGGACACUAUCGUCCUCCUCGUUAUGACGCCAUUGUCUGGUUCAGUUUUUUCUGUUAAGCUCUCUUUCAUUGGACGAGGACCGAUCAGAGAGUCACGUGUUGGUGUUUGGAGUUCGGAGGCUGAAUCACUGGUACACAAACGCAUUUAUUCAUCACACUGUUGACGACAGCCAGCUGACUUUGUAGAAGAAGAGUGUAAAACAAUAUCAUUGUGGUAUUUAGUAGUGUAGUUUAAGGUAUAAACAAGCACACAGAGUACCCUUGUCCCCCUUCACAUUUCUUUUGGUAUGAUCCUCACCUCUCCGUCUAUUUAAAUGAUUGAUGACUGUGUUAGACUUCCCAAACUACCAGAACACCACUGAUGCUGAUCCCAGGUCUCCGUCUCUGUCGUGUGUUUAGAGCAGUGUGCUGUUCUGUAGCUUCCAGCGUGGUGGUAGUAUCCUAGUCGUUAGAGCGAUGGCACCGUUAAUGAAAUGGUUAGGAAACUACCUGAAAGACGUCUGACAGCCUUUGGGCCAAAGCACUAUGUUAAUAUUUCCAGCAAAACAUCCGUCAUCACCAGAGAGGGGGUUUCAACUUGUCACUCUGUUGUACAAAUUGUCGUAACUCUUUUCUAUCAAGGGCUCUGGUUUUAAAUAUCGAUUCUGUAACUGGACCCCAGCAGCAACAUGUAGCUCGCAGUACCCUCCUUCCUGACGAGGUCGGGACUGAUGCAACAAAGACAUUACACGUAAACUGUAGACCUUAACACACUGUCCACUAGAGGAACGGAUGCUUCUGACUUUGUCUUUAACUCGGCCCGAACCAUCACGGAGGUCUUUUGUUUUGUUUUGUUUUGUUUUGUUUUGUUAAUGCACUAAAGGUUUAAACAUCCUCUCAGUUUACCUGCGUUUGCAACCACUGGAUCGUGUAAUUCAUCAGAUUGCUAAUUCGGGAAAGACACUGAUGUUAAUGUCAACAUGUUAUUGUGGCCACUUUAUCCUCUACUAGUUUAAUUGGCCAAAAGUCCAACAGGAAUGAUAAUCUAUACUGUUAUUUCCAUUACUGAGUGGUGUUUUGAUUGUUUUCUUGAUUAAUUAAUUUGGAUUUUGAUCUAUGAAAUGUCAGAAAAUAGUGAAAACGGUCACGAUGAUGUCUUAAAGCUCAAAGUGACGUCUUCAAAUCGCUAUUUUUUUGCCUGACUACAGCCCAAAACAGAGGGAAAAAAACUUUAAAUUCAGCAAUUAAUUUAAUUGAUUAUUGAAAAAAGCGGCUUGUUGCUACUAUUCAUCUGAUGUCCUUAAUUAUUAAUCAUAUUUUGGGAUGAAAGCAAUGAAUCUCGGAGACAUUCAAAGCCUUUUCACACCAGGAACGUGACAAAUAUAUGAUACGAAUUCACUUAAUACUCUCCUGCAAACAUGUCACAUUAAAACUAUUAAUUUCAAAUUUGUGACAUGUUGCUUAAGUAUGUGAACUGAAGACAUCAGUAUGUUAUGACUACAUGAAA